Messenger RNA from Coprinopsis cinerea okayama7#130, 479 nucleotides. RefSeq lists its product as hypothetical. NCBI's taxonomy places the organism in Eukaryota, Fungi, Basidiomycota, Agaricomycetes, Agaricales, Psathyrellaceae. The transcript has 4 exons. Bases 70 to 315 code for a protein of 81 amino acids. The record is from RefSeq and is a predicted model, not a curated record.
CCUCGAUCCACCCCAGCGAGACGAUCCCCGCAUUUUCAAACCCCUUUCUCUCCCAGUUAGCGAAUCAAGAUGACGAACAAAGGUUCUUCUUCCUCUGGCAAGGGAUACAGCUACACUGGUAGCGGUACCAACUCCCAGGGCAACCACUACUGCUCUCGUCAAGGCGAUGACGGUGGUCGAGGAUACCACUACUCCAAUACCGAUGGAAGCUACUACUACCAGAACACCAACGGUUCCACCUACUACAACAGCGGAACUGGAUACUCCCAGUAUACCUCGCCCAGCGGUCAGACUUACAAGUCGACCGGCAAGUAAUGUGGCGAUUUUUUAUCCCAGGUCAUCGAUGGCAAUGGAGGCCUUUUGUUCGUCGCGUGUCUUUAUCAUCGUUCCCUUCUGAGCACCUCAAGUGACCUUUGAAUUUGUAUCAUUAGUCAAGCAUUAAGUAAAGCCAAAUGUCAUGUGUAUAAUAUUCGCCUCAA